Seriola dumerili (greater amberjack) is the source of this 1942-nucleotide messenger RNA. RefSeq lists its product as uncharacterized. The record is from RefSeq and is a predicted model, not a curated record. The transcript is spliced from 13 exons. The coding region runs from base 301 to 999 and encodes 232 amino acids. NCBI's taxonomy places the organism in Eukaryota, Metazoa, Chordata, Actinopteri, Carangiformes, Carangidae.
GCGGCAGCGGCAGCAGAUGCCACAACAAAACAAGAUCCCAGCGUAGAAGGAACUCCUUUCGCUUCAGCCCCUCCAGUAACAGCGGCGAAGCCUCUGACACGAAGGUUUUCAGCCACCACAGCCCAGGGAACAACAGUCCAACCAAAGGAGAAAGACAGGGAGGAUGAGAAACUACCACAGCAUGUGUCCAACUCAACAAGUACUGACCAAGCAAAUACAGCAGCAGCAGCAGCAGAAGCCACAACAAAAGAAGACCCCGCAUCAUAUUGUGAAACUGCUGAGCCAGAUUUCUCCACUGGCAUGAAGGUGAAGGAUCUGGCCCGGAUGUUUUCAGCUACCACAGCCCAGGAAACAGCAGGUCGACCAAAGGAGAAACACACAGAAACAAUAUCACAGGAAAAACCUGUGGCUCUGAGAUUUCCAGCCACCACAGCCCAGCAAACAUCAGUCCAACCAAAGGAGAAAGACAAGGAGGAUCAGAAACAAUCACAGAAUGUGCCCGACUCAACAAGUACUGACCAAACAAAUACUGCAGCUGCAGCAGCAGAAGCCACAACAAAAGACGAGUCCACAUCAUUGGGUGAACCUGCUCAGCCAGAUUUCUCCACUGGCAUGAAGGUGAGGGAACUGGCCCAGAUGUUUUCAGCAACCACAACCCGGGAAACAGCAGGCCGACCGAGGGAGAAACAAACACUAGCACAGGCGAAGCUUCGGGCUUGGAGGUUUCCAGCCGCCGCAGCCCAGCAAACAACAGUCCAACAAAAAGAGAAACACAGGGAGGAUCAGAAACUAUCACAGAAGGUGCCAGAUUUAACAGGUGCCACCACUAAAAUGAAUCCUACAGCAGCAGAAGCCACAACUCGGGAGGAUCCCGAAUCAUCUUGUGAACCUGCACAGCUCUCAGAUUUCUCCACUGGCAUGAAGGUGAAGGAACUGGCUCGGAUGUUCUCGGCUACCACAACCCAGAAAUCAACGGUCCGACCAAAGGAGAAACACUGAGAAAAAUGAAAACUGGCAUAGGUGGUGGAUCUACUGUAAAUCUUAUUUUUCAUGACACUGUGGUGCAAAGGCACCGCUGGUUAGUUCUUCAAGUGUUUUCCCCCAUCUGUGUUCCCAUUUAAACUUUUUCUUUAAAUGAUAUCCUCAAUAUUAGGCCUACUUAGCAUUCAAACACUGAGCUCUCCCGCAUAAUAUAAGGAUCCCAUGUAUGCUAUGCUAUUUGCUAUCAAUUACACGCAGGCCAGCUUAACUCUAUGCUGUAUGUUUGUUGUUUGCAAAAAAGGUUUUCAAUGUGGUGGCUAAUGUGCUGCUACAUGAUUAUUAAACUGUGGCCAGAUGAUGCUAAGAUGCCAUUAGCAAGUGGUGGGAAGGAUGUUUGUGUCGGUUACUGGGUGGUUGCUAGGACAUAUAAUCAGUAGGAUACUUGUCUUACAGCCAAAGCUUUUUUAUUUUUUUUGAGAAAAUAGAAGUGAUUUCUCUUACAAGUAAAACGUUUGAGGUGUUUUGCUGCUACAUAUCGCUUUAUUUGGUCUGAAAUGACCAGUAGCUUGUGAUAGCUAAUGUUAGCAAACCUGAUGUAUAUACUGCGGCUGACAUUUAGUUUGCUUACUUUAUGAUUCUUCUUUACUUGUGCUACAUUAACUGUAUUUUAGCUAAAUGCUAAACUGCUGUUUGGCUAAACUACGGACAAGAAGUGAGCAUUAUCCCAUAACUGUGUCUAGUAGCCACAGUGGUAUGUCGUAUGAUCAUGCGUAGAUAGUGCUAGAAAACUAAGGUGGAGUCACCUUUUGUGCAUACAACCCAUUAGUUCUGGUUAGUCCUGUGUAAGUACCUCAUGUACAUCCUAUUAAACCUUAUGAGAACUUAUGAUAAAGGCCGUUCUUUCUGACCUUCAUAAAUGCCUUAUGUAUGAAAGAGAAUUAGGACCACAUGUGAAAAAAAA